AUGGAACAACAACCAGCAGCAGCGUAUUCGCGAACCAGUGGGGUUGGUGUUGAUGGUCCGAAUGGAUUACUAUUCCGAUCAAGCCAAGCUACUCCUCCAGAAAUUCCAGUACGUGCCGGGGCAGCUAGUGUGAAAGCGCCGGAAGUACCACCGAAAAAUCUGAUCAAGCGGCCUACCACCAUCGGGGCAGUAAAUAGGGAUGAUACUAAAAUCAACUCUAUGCCAUCGAUUGUACCACAACAUGUCGCUCCUGUGCCGACAAAAGUUCCACCAGUACCGAAGAAAACUGGAAAUCAUUUACAGAACGUAGCUUGUGCUUUUCCACAUCCGGCGCCGAUUUGUACUGUGCCCAGUACAACCACAUCGGAAGUGAAUACUUCAGGGCCAACGAAACCUCAGUCGGACCUAAUGAAAUCCGCACCAAAGCAGGCCAAACUAGAAGACUAUGGCUCCGAGGACGCUCUGCGGGGUAUAGAAAGCGGACUCCGAAACGUUGAACGUGCGAUCAAGGAACAAAUGAGUCUACGGUCUUCUAUCGACGUUGAGGAAUCGUCUAAAUUAUCACAUGGGAUGAAAUUUGGAAGGAUAGAUUUGAUAAACCAACAUCCGACCAAUUUGGGAUCGACUACAUCUCUCGAGAAUUCGUUUGAUACACCAACAUCCACAUCCUCUGGUAUGGUACAAGGAUUUAAGUUUGAUCGGUUCGAUCAGAAUCAACGGCCGAUCGGAUUAGAGCGUGGUGUUAGUAUGGAAAAGCUUCGUUUCGAUACAGGAACAACAGGAAGUAUGAACGGCACAGAACAUAUGUACCAACGUCCGAUGGAGAACCAGUUCCGUUCAUUGGAUCGCCAUUUGCCGCUUGAGCUGCAAUAUAGUAGCAGUCAGCGCCAACGUUCCCAAGAGAUGGAAUUCAUCAAACAACAGCUACUUCCAGUCAUCGCUCGGAACAAGGAAACGAAUAGUUUGAACCGCCAAAUGGGACUUUCCAAGGACGAUCUUCGUUCAAGAAGACGUUCGUCGCAUGAUGAAAGUCUUUUCUCCAUGAACAAUGCAGCCACCCGCAUGAAGGAACAUUGGGAAGAUUCAACGCAAUCGGUAGUGCAAAGAAAAACCCAACUAACGGCAAUGCUCGGGGAUUCCCAAAGAUAUGAGGCCAAAAGGUUGGAAAUAGAUGGUUGGCUAUGCAGGAUGGAGACAAUAACAGAACGCAUGGGACCAGUGGCAAUGACGGCAGAUGUUUUGGAGAUUCAACAAAAAGAGCAAAAGUCUUUCCAUGCGGAGCUACAUAAAUUUCAUAAGCAAAUUGAGAUAUUCAAUCAGUUGACCCAAAAACUGAUAUCGGUUUACCAAUGCGACGACACAUCUAGAAUUAAACGAAUGACAGAAUCUAUUAACCUAAGAUACAAUAACUUGAAUAACUCGAUUAUUUUACGUGGCAAGCAACUACAUGCCGCGAUGCAUUCAUUACAAACUUUCGAUCGAACCUUCGAACAGUUUCUCGGCUGGCUAAGUGAAGUAGAAUCGUUGUGUGAAAAUACCGAGUCCGAGGUUGAACGGAAUCCCCAUUGUUUGAAGGAUUUGCAAACAGAAAUCGAUUCAAAUCGCAAGGUGUAUGAAGGCCUGGACAGUACUGGACGAAAGUUAUUGCGCUCGUUAACGUCCCAGGAAGAUGCUGUCAUGCUACAGCGUAAGCUGGACGAAAUGAAUCAACGUUGGAAUCAUCUGAACUCACGCAGCGCUGCUAUCCGCAAUCGUUUGGAAUCCAAUUCCGAACAUUGGAAUGCGUUGUUGUUAUCCUCGCGCGAGCUCACCGAAUGGGUUAUAAGAAAAAACACCGAACUAUCUUCGAUUGGAUUCGGAUCGAUCAACGGAGAUUCUAAUAGCUUGCAAAAGCAGUUGGACGAGCAUAAAGCUUUUCGGCGACAGUUGGAUGAUAAGAAAUCAAUCAUUGAGAACAAUUUGAUGAAUGGAAGGCAAUACAUAUCGAAUGAGUCACCGCUCUCGGAUACUAGUGAUUCAGAAGCUAUCGACGAGACUAUGUACAUCUCUGCCGAACAGCAGAAUCGAAUUCUUAGCCGCAGUAUACGUAGAGAAGUGAACAAGCUAUCUGAACAGUGGGCAAUACUUAUUGAACGUUGCGACAAGUGGAAGCACCGAUUGGAUGAGAACAUUACGAAAAUGCGGCAAUUUCAAAAAGUUCUCGAAGAUCUUAGUUCGCGCGUAGCCUCGGCUGAAACUAUUACGCACUCCUGGACGACGCCAGUUGCUGCAGGAAACACAACAGAAGAGGCACAGCAUCUGCAGCGGCUCAGAGAUAAAUUAACUACGGCCAACGCACUACUGGACGAUUGUAAUGAGCAACAGAAUUUUUUCUCUUCAUGUCAUGUCAUCGUACCAAGCCCAUAUCUUGCUAAGCUAGAAGAUAUCAAUACACGCAUGAAGUUACUGCACAUUGCAGUUGAGGAGCGGUUUAAAGUAUUACAGCUGAGUACCGAUAUGCAUAGUGGUGGUGAUGGUGUAGAUAGCACGGUUGCUGGUGGUCAUUUGGGAGAAGGUGGAAAGUUCUCUAAACCCCUUCAUAUAGUUGCGAUUGGUUCAACUGUCCCAGAUUUGGAAAAGAGCGUUCAAAUACCAUGGGAACGUGCGGUCACGCCAGCAAAUGUGCCUUACUAUAUAAAUCACGAACACGAAAGCACGCAUUGGGAUCACCCGGAGAUGAUAGAGUUAAUGAAAUCACUGGCUGAUUUGAAUGAAGUUCGUUUUUCUGCUUAUCGAACUGCUUUAAAGCUUCGGACAGUUCAAAAACGACUCGUAUUCGACCGUCUGAAUAUGAGCGUGGCGAUUGAGGUAUUCGAUCGCUAUGGUCUGAGGGCCCAAAACGAUAAGCUUAUUGAUAUACCUGAUAUGACAACGAUCUUGAAUUCGUUGUAUACUACUCUCGAACCAACUGAUCGGGCGAUAAUGCUUGAUUUGGCUAUCAACUGGAUACUGAAUGUGUACGAUUCUCAACGAACUGGACAAAUUAGAGUGCUGAGUUUUAAGGUGGGAUUGAUCCUUUUGUGCCGUGGGCAUCUAGAAGAAAAAUAUCGUUACCUAUUUCGGUUAAUAGCAGACUUGGAAAAAAAAGUUGAUCAGCGCAAAAUGGGACUGUUAUUGCAUGACUGUAUCCAAGUACCUCGUCAACUAGGAGAGGUGGCUGCGUUUGGUGGAUCUAAUAUUGAACCGUCGGUUCGAUCAUGCUUUGAGUUGGCUGGUGGCGUUAGUCAAAAUGGCGAACUACUAGAAACAGCGAUAGAGGCACAACACUUCUUAAGCUGGCUGCAGCAUGAACCGCAAAGUUUAGUAUGGCUUCCCGUAUUGCACCGAUUGGUGGCAGCGGAAUCGGCAAAACAUCAAGCCAAAUGUAACAUUUGUAAGGAAUACCCCAUCGAGGGGUUCCGAUACCGCUGCCUAAAAUGCUUCAAUUUUGAUAUGUGCCAAAAAUGUUUCUUCACCGGUCGCAGCACUAAGAAUCAUAAGUUAAGCCAUCCAAUGCACGAGUACUGUACAACGGCCACUUCAACUGAAGAUGUUCGUGAUUUCACCAGAGCUUUGCGAAACAAGUUUAAGAGUAGAAAGUAUUUCAAAAAACAUCCUCGGGUAGGUUACCUACCAGUGCAGAGUGUUCUCGAAGGCGAUGCGCUUGAAAGUCCGAUACCAAGUCCUCAACACGCUGGCACGCAUACACUGCAAAAUGAUAUGCAUUCGCGCUUGGAAAUGUAUGCAUCACGGUUAGCGCAAGUUGAAUGUGGAACUCGCACAAACUCUACACCCGACAGUGACGAUGAGCAUCAGCUAAUUGCCCAGUACUGUCAGUCGCUACCAGGUGUAACGUCUGGAACAGCCAAUCCAGGUAGUGGUGCUCCAAAGUCUCCCGUUCAAGUGAUGGUAGCCAUGGAAGCAGAGCAGCGUGAAGAACUAGAAACCAUGAUACAAGAAUUGGAAGAGGAAAAUGCAAAUUUGCAGGCAGAAUACGAAAAGUUGAAAGCAAAGAAAAUAACUACACCUAUUACGACGCCGGAUGAAGGUUACAAAACACCGACUUCGGCCACAAAUGUCACAGCAGCGCUAUCGUCGACAGGCACUACUAAUGGCUCGGACAUGAUGACCGAAGCAAAGCUGUUACGCCAGCACAAGGGACGUCUGGAAGCAAGAAUGCAAAUAUUGGAAGAUCACAACAAACAACUGGAGGCGCAGCUGCAACGGCUUCGUCAAUUAUUGCAUGAGCCAACGCCAUUGAAACCACAAACGCUACAAACGCGAUCCGUGACAGCAUCGCAAUUAAAUACGGAUUCGCCAGCAAAAUUUCCACAUAAUGGACAUUAUGAACAAAAGAUUUCAUCUGAAUUAAAUCAGAAGACAAAUUCCUUUUACGGUUCGGUCGGUGCUGGCAGCAUCAACGGGUACUUAUCCAUGGCUGGUGAUGAAGGCAGGCAGCGGGAACAAUAUAGCAUAGACAAUUAUGAUAAACCACCGGGAGCUGGGCCAUCAGGGGUGACUGCAGUAUCUGCUGUUGCAUUGGGAGCUAAUAAGUCACAUGUGGGAACAGAUUACACGGUGGACGAGCGACCACCUCCUCCACCUCAUUCUAAUUUGCUUCAUAUGGCAGACGACCUCAAUAAAGCAGUGGAAGAACUAGUCCAUAUAAUGACAACCGAAACGAAAGAUGAGCAACGAAACGAAGACACAAAGCAAGCAGCACAAAAAUAGAUGCUGAUCAUCGUCGCAUAUCAUCACCGAAAUAUGUGAAUGAAACAAUAACCAGUAAUCAAUUGAUCUUACAUAUACAUGAAUUUUUUUUAUUUUAUGCAUGAAAAUCAUAAAAUAAGAAGACACUUACAAUUACAUAGGAAUGAAGUUUUAGGUAGCAGUGCUUUUUUUCGAAAUAAGCACAUUCAUUUGAUUAUAAGAGUAACAUUUAUGAGUUAGUAUUGCCUACGAAAACUAAUUAUAUAUAUCAACACAUUUACCAAUAUACAUAUCGUCAUUACGAAUAACAACCUGGCAUUAUAACAAACUUAUCAUAUCAAACUUAUCAUUAAUAAAUAAUCAUUCAGUAUGAAACGUUAAAAGGAACACAAAAAUGAACUAUCCAAUUCAGAACCAAUUGAGCUAUAGCUACGCUGACAGUGCAAAACGUUGAUCCAGUUAGUAAGAGCGAUUGGUAAGCGAUUGGAAAGACGAUUAGAGUAGAUAAAUAUUCUAUUGAGCUAACAGAUUGUUUUAUUGAUGAUUACGUUACGUACCAAAAUUGAAAAAAAGCAUUUUAAUGUUCAUCUCAUGAUGUGUCGAAACUUUCUUUUUUAGACAUAAGACUAAAUUGUGUUUGUUCCAAACUCUUCACCGGUACCUUUCAAUAUCAUCAAAUACAUAAAUUACAGGUUGCAGGAAAUCUUAAAUCUGCCAAUUCAUCUCAUUUGAUAAAACCAAAAUCCUUUGUAAGACUAAGUCCGUUUAUCAAAUUAGAUUACAAACAAAUAUUUUAACACGUUACGCUCUUUAAUUGAAUCGUUGAGUUAAAUAUACAUAUCAAACAUAGUGAAAAACGUGUAGUUUAGAGAUGCUGUAUGGGAACAUUUCAUUGCAUAAAAGUAAACACUGCUUAAACCAUUGCUGGCUUGAUACAGUGCUAGUAAAGUCUGUUGCCUUAUCGCCACAUCUCGCUUACUUAAAGUCCGAGUGAUAGCUGUUCAGGCAUGCUGAUACCCAUCGCCCAGGCGGUUGUCUAGAUUCGUAAGUACUGUUUAACGACUUCAGCAGCCGCGAACAGAUAUCCUCGGACUGGUGAAACGAGGGGGUGCUAGUAGGCAACUGAUUUUAACGUGCCAGAGGUAAAAUCGUAACUACAUACGUUGCCUAUUAUCUAUGAAUGCUAUUAAAAGGGUCAUAAGAUCAUGAAUAUUACACACAAUUACUAUCGCGACACUGGUGGCGGCAGAUUAAAUGCAAACAAGGCAUUCGGCGAUUUCAUGACUGUUUUUUGGAAGAGGUAGGGUAGUGAAUACUACGUCCAAUAUUAGACAAGCUCGUCAGGUUGAAGUGGCAACGUUAAUCGAAUCUUUAUUACCCGCUGUGUGAAACGAACACUGGCAUUAAGGGCACCACAGAGCGAAAUGUAGUAGAAACAGGUACAGGUUGUACUUCAAGCUAUGUUGUUUCUGUUCAUCAAAUAAUCAAAGCAUAAUGUACUCGUAAUGUUCUCUUUCUUUCUAUUUUCAAAAAUAUGCUUUUAAUUUGUUUGUUUGUAUUUUUUUCCUUGUUCAAAAACC
Messenger RNA from Anopheles cruzii, 6308 nucleotides. Its product is annotated as dystrophin. The record is from RefSeq and is a predicted model, not a curated record. Gene Ontology annotation, biological process: synaptic signaling. The transcript is spliced from 19 exons. The coding region runs from base 1 to 4749 and encodes 1582 amino acids. Lineage: Eukaryota; Metazoa; Arthropoda; Insecta; Diptera; Culicidae. Gene Ontology annotation, molecular function: zinc ion binding; protein binding. Gene Ontology annotation, cellular component: plasma membrane.